Paraphaeosphaeria sporulosa is the source of this 1320-nucleotide messenger RNA. Its product is annotated as DUF1682-domain-containing protein. The transcript is spliced from 3 exons. Bases 1 to 1320 code for a protein of 439 amino acids. Gene Ontology annotation, biological process: endoplasmic reticulum calcium ion homeostasis. Gene Ontology annotation, molecular function: calcium ion binding. The record is from RefSeq and is a predicted model, not a curated record. NCBI's taxonomy places the organism in Eukaryota, Fungi, Ascomycota, Dothideomycetes, Pleosporales, Didymosphaeriaceae. Gene Ontology annotation, cellular component: endoplasmic reticulum.
AUGGCCGACUUCGUAAAGGGGCUCUUUGGCGGCCAGCAGCAGAAGGUCGCCCAGCCGCACUCGGGCGGCGACGAUGACUUCGCCGACUAUGCAGGAGCACCGGACCCUUCGCCUGUGUCGUUCGCUUCCAGUGUUGGCGCUGCCUCGGCCGUACCCACCUCGACGGUCGGCCAGGUCCCGUACACGGCGUGGUACCGCGUGUGGGAGCGCACUUCGGUCGACGACUUCAAGCUCGAGCUGUACAUCCUGCCCUUCAUCCUGCUCAUCGUCGUCGUACACCUCUGGGGCACGCGCCGCAACCGCAGCAAGGCCCACCACUGGAUCAAGUCGCAUGCGCCUGUCCUGCAGCAGGAGUUCGCGCAGGUCGGAUACACGCGCCCCCAGGCGGGCGCCAACGAUGUGAGCGCCGUGGGGCUCGUCAACCCGGAGACGUUCCUGCGCGAGAAGAAGCCCGAUGAGUUCGCGUCGUACGCCACCGGCCGCGCGAACGUGGCCUUUGUCGACUUCAAGUUGACCCUCGCGAAGCGCUUCAAUCCCUUGAUGCGCUUCGGCGAGCUCGCCAUCUCGCUCUUCUUCGAGAGCAUGCCCGUCCCCAUCGAGCGCAUGGAAGCCACCGCGUACGUCUUCGACGGCCAGGAGGCCAAGAUCGCUCCGGCCAUCGCGAGAGGUGUCGGCGAGAAGGUCGCCAACAGCACCUUCGAUGGCUUCGUCUUCGCCGUUGUGCACAAGGACCUCAUGAAGCGCCUCCGCGAGGACCGCUACGACCUCUCCCUCACCGCAAGCAAGGACCACGCGAAGCUCCCCCUCUGGGUCACCGUCAUGAGCGAGAGCGCCGAAAUCACAGACACCAUGCUCACUCCCGAGCUCAUCAAGGCCAUCACCGACGCCGGCGACGAUUUCGAGGCCCUCGUCAUCACCGAUCAGCCCAUGGAUCAGCCCAAGAAACUCGACGACACCGUCCCCCGCAAGCGCAUCAACCUCUCCCUGAAGCUCAAGUCCGCCAGCACGCCCUACGACUCCACGCUCCCCCUCUUCCAGUACUUCAUCCGACUCCCCGACUUCCUCGCGUCGAAGGCGCACUUCCGCCCGGAAGCCCUGCGCCGCAUCAAAGCCACGCGCGAGGAGCAGAUCGCCAAGAUUCGCAAGAUCGACGACGAGGAGAAGGCCGAGGAGCGCAAGCUCGCCUCCGACAAGCUCAAGAAGGAGCAGCGCGAUGCGAAGCUCGGACGCAUGACUGCGGAUGAGCAGAGGAAGUACCUGGAUAAGGAGCGUGAGCGGGACGCGAAGAAGAGGACGAAGAAGCAGACUGUCAAGGGUUAG